AUGAACACUUGUAUUUUCAGUUCUUAUAUGAACAAAAGAGCUGCUCGAGGUGAAGCGUAUGAGCCGACACGUUAUGAACAUGUCGCAAAUAUCCUUUCUCAUGGAGUAGCAAUACUUCCGAGUAUAUAUGGAACACAGUGCUUAAUUGCUGCGUCACGUCGUGAGUCAGAGCGAAACGUGUCCAUAAUUUACUGCUUUUUUAUUACGGUGCUUUUCACUACAUCAACAGCUUAUCAUACAUGUGAACUUCUUUUUCGUCCGGACAAGAAGAAAUUUCGUUAUUACCUUCAUAUAAUUGAUCGUGCCGCCAUCUAUUUUUUUAUUGCUGCUUCCUACAUGCCAUGGUUUACGUUGAGGCAGUAUGAAUCUCCAGGAAAUAAUUUCAAAUGGCUUGUUUGGUUGUUUGCCUUUUUGGGUACCAUCUAUCAGUAUAUUUUUCACGAAAGAUUCAAAACGAUCGAGACUUUAUUGUAUAUUUCUUUUGCUGUCGUACCUUUUAGUGCUAUAUACAGUAUGUGCGACCUUAGUGAUCUAACGUUAAUGCUAGCUGGUGGUAUUGUUUACACGAUAGGCGUUAUUUUUUUUAAAUCAGACGGCAUCAUACCUUUUGCGCAUACACUUUGGCAUCUUCAUGUUGUUGUUGGUGCAGCAUUACAUUGGUAUGCCGUCUAUAGCACACUUCUUGGACCAAAUAAUUAA
This is a messenger RNA of Brugia malayi, 699 nucleotides long. Its product is annotated as hemolysin-III related family protein. The record is from RefSeq and is a predicted model, not a curated record. The transcript has 8 exons. Lineage: Eukaryota; Metazoa; Nematoda; Chromadorea; Rhabditida; Onchocercidae. Gene Ontology annotation, cellular component: membrane. The coding region runs from base 1 to 699 and encodes 232 amino acids.